Rubroshorea leprosula is the source of this 2570-nucleotide messenger RNA. Lineage: Eukaryota; Viridiplantae; Streptophyta; Magnoliopsida; Malvales; Dipterocarpaceae. The record is from the annotation of a GenBank genome assembly.
GACUUUUUUACUCUCGUUAUUUUGCUUCAAAUUUCCUACUGAAUUGCUACUAAACUUCUGCGGUUUCGUGCUGUUUGCGCUUCAAUCCAGACUUCAACAACAGUUUCCAAGACCAAAUUUAGAAAUUGAGAUGUCUUCAGAAGAGGCCAGGAGUGUAGUGGGGAGCGAAGUGCAGCCCUUGGAUUACGGUAGUAUGGAUACGGAGAGUAGUCCGUCUCCAACUAGUUCGGAGAGGACAGUGGAGGAGAGGAUGGAUCAUAGGGUGGUAGAAGAGGUAGAAGAGGAAGAAGAUGAGAUUCCCUCCAGCAUUUUGGAGGCGGGGAAUAGGGUAGAUGGGUGUUAUGACUCGGAUUUAGAUAUAGUAUCUGAGGUGAGGGGGUAUGUGAGCGAGUUAGGUAGUAGGGAUAGUCUUAGGGGCCUCGUGGGGAACUGUAACCUUCCUCCCCAUGUCCUAAUCAGGCCUGCCGGGGUGAAUGAGAGGGCAUGCUCAGCACCCCGAGACCAUUGGAUGCCCAUAUACCUGCAUUAUUUGAUUGCAGGGCUUAGGUUUCCCAUUCCAGAAUUACUGGUUGGACUAUUAUUAGAUUAUAGUAUAGGAAUAACCCAGCUAACUCCAAAUGCCAUGAGGGUAGUAAUAGGUUUUCUUGUAUACUGCAGAGUUCGGGGGGUUGGGGUCCCUACAAUGAACAUGUUCAAGCAUUUUUUCAUAAUUAAGGCUGGGGGUAGGGGGGAGAAGGGGUGGUAUUACUUCGGUCCUCGGUCGUCCAGCAAAGAGAAUAAGAAUUUAUUCUCUGCUGGACCGUCAUCCAUCAAAGGGUGGAAAGAAAAAUUCUUCUUUGUGGAUGACACCGAGUGGAGUAGAAGGGAUGCCGAGGUGGAACAGUUGUCUGCUUGGAAGGCUAAGAAAACCAAGCAGAACAACUAUAAGUUAAAUAAGGAUGAAGUGGAGGAGGUAGAAAAGCUGGUGAGGGAAGGAGACGUAGUGGAUAUCCUGUAUCUCACCAGCCCGAUGGCGAUAGAGGCUGCUGAGCUCUAUGGGCCGAGCUCCUUGAGUGAAGCUGAGAUGAAUGAUUUUGUAAGUGUUGCUGGAGGACUGCGCAUCCCAAAGAAGCCAAGGAAGAAGUCAACGACUUCAGCUGCGGCGAAUAGAGGGGUGCCAGAGAAAGAGCGCCUGCCCAGCACUUCGGCUCGAGUGCUGGAGAUACAGCAGAGGCUAGAGCCUGGAGGGGGGGCGAGUGAGGAAGUGAGUGAGGAAGUGGCCCCACUUCAGAGAAAGAAGAGGAAGGUGGCUGAGCCAGAAGUGAGGGGGGAUGAGGUGACUGAGUUCGUACCUCGCCCUUCUGCUCCUGAAAUCAGCCUUGAAGUCAGGGAGAGGGAAAGGGCCGAGGUGCAAGGGCCUAACGAGGGCACGGAGCUCAUCCCUCCUCACUCGUACAAGAAGAGUUUGUUCGAGGCGAGGAACACAACUGGGGCGAAGCACUUCCUGAACGCCACUCUGCCUGAGGUGGAUAAGACGCGAGCAAGGGACGAGGCGGUGAGCCAGCUGGGGGCAACUGUUGUAAGGCAUGCCCUGGAGAGUGCAAGCUGGACGAAUGCUCUGGCGCAAGAGUACGCAGAGAGCGUGAAAGAUCGCGCCAGCUUGCUGAGGCAAUGCGAGGCCCUGCGAAAGGAGAAGGAGGAGCUGCAGAAGGAAAAAAGGGAUUUGCAGAAGAAAAACCAGCAGAUUCAGAGGAGGCUGGAUGAGGUGACACCAACAGUAACCGAGCUCCAAAGUGAUAACAGUGUCUUGAGCACGAAACUCUCUCUUGAGGAACGUAAAAGGAAAAUUUGCGAAGAGAAGCUCGAGGCUCAAGACAAAUAUAUCGAGAGCCUGAAGAAAGGGGCAGUGGAGCUGAAGAAGAACGUGGAGUUGUUGGUGCACAACGGGAUGGAGGGACAUAUUGGCAACUUUCUCAACUCCAAUACCUUCGAGGGCAUCCUCAAGUUGUACCGGCUCCCCACCGCCAUCCUGGCCUUCACCGACUGUAGAAAGAAGGUGAAGGCCCAGUACCCAGAGGUGGACGUGACAACGAUCACCUUUGGGGAACAAGAAGAUGGAGUAGAAGAGGAUGGUGAGAGUCUCUGUGCCGACUUCCGACCUCUGAUCAAGUUGAGGUGGGAGCAUGACGUAGAGGGACGCACUAUCUUUCCUCCAGACUUUGAUGCUGAGCUGGUGGCAGUGGAGGAAGAAGGAGAAGGAGAAGAAGAAGAGCAAGGUGCUGGAGUUGAAGAUCAGGCAGUCUUGGCCGAAGUGCAGCCUCCUGAGGUGCAUCCAGUCUCUUCUGACGAAGUGCAGCUGCCGGCUCUUCCUGAGGCAGAAGUGUCGCCCCUGCCUACUGGAGAUGCACCGUCUCAACCCCUACUCCUUGCGGAGGAGCAGCCUCCUCCUCCAGCAGAGUAGUUUAGGAUUUUUCUUGUAAAAAAACAUUUUUGUUAUAGAUUGUUUAUGAAUUCAUAAAAUUUUGUUUUGAAGUUAUUUUGAUGUGUGUUUGGUAUUUUUACUUUAGAUGAAAUAAAGUUACCUUAAUUAA